AUGAGUAUGGAAGAAAAUGCCACAAUUCUGUCUGGAUUUAUACUUGUGGGGUUUAAUGAAACUCACCAAUUUCAUUUUUUAAUCUUUGCAUUAUUGUUGUUUCUGUACAUAAUCACCUUAAUGACAAAUACUAUGAUUAUUCUAAUAGUAAAAUCUGACCCUGUGCUUAGCACACCUAUGUACUUCUUUCUAAUGCACUUGGCCUGCUUAGAGGCUUGCUAUAUGUCAGUCAUCAUCCCCAAACUAUUAGAAAAUUUAAUGGUGAAACCUAAUGUCAUUUCCUUCCUGGGAUGUGCUGUGCAGAUGUUUCUCUUCCUCUUUUUUGGGGUAGCUGAAUGCUUUCUGCUGGCUGCAAUGGCAUUUGACAGGUAUGUUGCCAUAUGUUGCCCUUUGCGUUACACAACAAUUAUGAGCAGGAAUAUUUGCUGGAAGAUGGUAACUGGUUCAUAUGUCUGUGGGACUGUCGUUGGGCUCGUCCACACCACUGUCACAUUUAGCUUGCCAUUUUGUGGUGUGUCCAUAGACCACUUCUUCUGCGAGGUGCAGCCAUUGUUGGAAUUAGUCUGUGGAGACACUUUCCUAAAUGAACUUCAAGUCAUUGGGGUGGCUCUGAUGGCUAUAAUGCUACCUUUCCUGCUGAUAAUUCUAUCUUACAUUGGUAUUAUCUUCACUAUCAUCAGAAUGCCAGUCUUGGAGAGCAGAUAUAGAGCUUUCUCCACCUGCUCUUCACAUUUAAUAGUGGUUGUCCUCUUUUACGGAACAGCUAGUUCUAUGUAUUUAAAACCCAAAUCCAGCUAUUCUCCACCAGUGGACAAGCUUUUAUCAUUUUCUUACACUGUUGUAACUCCUCUGUUAAAUCCUAUUAUCUAUAGCCUUAGAAAUAAGGAAAUCCGGGCAUCCCUGAGAAAGUUAUUGAAAAAAUGA
Messenger RNA from Anolis sagrei ordinatus, 924 nucleotides. RefSeq names its product olfactory receptor 10C1-like. The record is from RefSeq and is a predicted model, not a curated record. Lineage: Eukaryota; Metazoa; Chordata; Lepidosauria; Squamata; Anolidae. Gene Ontology annotation, molecular function: olfactory receptor activity; G protein-coupled receptor activity; odorant binding. Gene Ontology annotation, cellular component: membrane. Gene Ontology annotation, biological process: G protein-coupled receptor signaling pathway.